Messenger RNA from Biomphalaria glabrata, 1716 nucleotides. Its product is annotated as sister chromatid cohesion protein DCC1-like. Gene Ontology annotation, biological process: mitotic sister chromatid cohesion; maintenance of mitotic sister chromatid cohesion. Gene Ontology annotation, cellular component: chromosome, centromeric region; chromatin; Ctf18 RFC-like complex. NCBI's taxonomy places the organism in Eukaryota, Metazoa, Mollusca, Gastropoda, Planorbidae. Bases 104 to 1312 code for a protein of 402 amino acids. The transcript is spliced from 12 exons. The record is from RefSeq and is a predicted model, not a curated record.
GCGGGAUUUGUUUAUAAACAAAUUACAUUUUUUAGAGACCGAUAAUCUAGAAUUCUAGAUCUAGAAUCUAGAUCUUUAGAGUUAAUAGAGUAUAGAUAUAAUUAUGGCUUCUGAAAAAAGAAAUGGAUACAAAAACAGAACUUUACCUGACAUUCAAUGUGUGCUUGAGUUAGCAAAACUUGAAUCUAAAGAUCUGAAGCCUUGUGUUCAGUGUUUAUUUUUCUCUGGUCAGCUUGAAAAUGACAGCUUUAAAUUGUUAGAAUUAGAUGAACCUGUCUUACAAGCUCUACAAUCAGGUAAAAAGGUAGAAAUAAGAGGCGACCCCAGUGAGAAUGCUGUUUUGGUCACAGACAGUGCAACAUAUGAGUUAAAAGAGGCAGAAACUUCAAACUCGAUGCUAAUGCUGCCAAAGUUAACCUUUGGACCUGAUUUGCAUGGAGAUGGAAACACAGAGAUUAUUAACAGAGAGGUAACAGCUGUUGUGCACAAUUAUUAUGAACUGCGGCCAAUUAAACCUAAACUUAAAAAACUGCGUGCCUUACUUAUGGAAAAUCCAUAUCGUGGCAAAGAAUGUGAAGGAGAUGAGCAGGAUACUUAUCAAAAUCACACAUUUGCAGAACUUCAGUCAACUGUGCAAGCCAGUGAUCAAGAAAUAAAAGCAGGUCUGGCAAAAAUAAAUGCUUGUGAAAUUCAAGGUUUCUGGCGUCUACUAGAUUUAGAAUAUUCAGCAACAGUGUUGUAUCAUAUAGUUCAGUUAUGUGAAGAAAGAAAUUGGUUUAUAGAAGGAUUAAAUAUGGAGGAGUGUUGCGAGGUUUUGUCAGAGCUUUUCCCGAGGGAAGUUGUUGAGCACAUGGUCAGGAGUCACUCAAAACAUGAUGAUAGUUGUAUGGAAACUGACAACUCAAGUAAUAUUUUUUAUCUAUCUGAAGACAAAAUUUGUAAACAUUUUGCUGAAAUGUGUUUACGGCAUUCUGGGAAAUUUAAUCUAAGUGAUUUUUUGAAAGCUUGGCAAGAAAGUGUUCCCCAUGACAUGAAAACAUCUUUUUCACAAAUACAAGGCAUGGCACUAAUUGACAGAGAUUCCAAUCCAGAAGUUAUUUGGUAUUACAAUGUUGAUGACUUGCCAGAAGAUAUCAAUGAAAGAUUUGAAGUUUUAUUUGAUGAAAAGAAAAGAUGGUCCUUAGAAGAAAUUACUCCAUAUGUAAGAGAUUUAACUGAUGAUAAAACAGAUGUAGGGGCUUUGUUGACAAAAUUUGCUAGAGCCUCAACACAAAAUGGAAUUAAAAUGUUCAGUUCCAGAAAGACAAGUUAGUGGCUGUCACAUAACACUGUGUUUGUUUAAACAUUGAGAUAAGAUAUUAUUUUGAAGAUGUGAAUGUAAACAUAUUUAUUUCUGUAAAGCUGUUGAUGUAAACAUUGUUAGAGAAAUGAAUUCUUUGUGAACAUUGUUAGACAAAUGAAUUUCUUAAAUGUGUUAUUUACAUUUCUAGAAAAACUAGUGUUUUUUUUGUCAUAUUACAUUGGUCAGUUUGAGAACCACUUUAUGAAUCUUAUUUGAAGCAUGAAACCAAAGUGUACAUUGCCAGCUCAUUAGUUCUUAUUACUGUUGUAAUCAUGAAACAAAAUGAGAGCCAAUACUUCCUUAAUUUUUAAAGUGCCAUUGAGUCUAUGAUUUGUUUGAUAUUGCUUGAAAUAAAUAAAAAUGUGUCAGUGCUA